This is a messenger RNA of Astyanax mexicanus (Mexican tetra), 1700 nucleotides long. It is a transcript of the gene ptcd2, whose product is annotated as pentatricopeptide repeat domain 2. The record is from RefSeq and is a predicted model, not a curated record. The coding region runs from base 177 to 1289 and encodes 370 amino acids. Gene Ontology annotation, cellular component: mitochondrion. The transcript is spliced from 10 exons. Gene Ontology annotation, molecular function: RNA binding; protein binding. Lineage: Eukaryota; Metazoa; Chordata; Actinopteri; Characiformes; Acestrorhamphidae. Gene Ontology annotation, biological process: multicellular organism development; regulation of mRNA processing; mitochondrion organization.
CAGUUGGGUGAAGCUCUGUAGUGAGUGGUUUUGAGCCACUGUAAUUAAAUUAGUAUUUUAUUGUACUUUUUACUUUAACACUGUUACUGUGUCUCGUACUGAAAGUAGUAAAUAUUUGCUGAGUUCCGGUCUGUUACCUUGUGCCGGGGCUGCGGGUGGUACAGUCAGGGGACAGCAUGGCGCUGCAGAGAGGACUGAGCCGCUGUGCGCGGUUUGCGCUUCAGUUCUCGCUGGACUCCGGCUGUUUUAAAUGCAGGGCUGGAGCCAAGCGCCAUCUUCUGUCAGAGGAUUUGGUAAGGCUUCAGGAUUUCCAGCUGAAGAAACUCUACACAGCUCGGCACUUGCCUGGUACAAAAAGUCAUUUUUUUGAGGCACUUAAUCAGAAAAUGGAAAGGAAUGAGUUGAUACUGCAGGAAGACCUGAAGCAAGUUCUGCAUCUUUGCCAGUCACCUGAAGAUAUGGUUACAGUUAGAAAUGCUAUUUAUAGGUACCAUGAAGUAAAUCCCAACUCAACUUACAGAUUUGGUCCUUUGUUUAUGCGGCUGUGCUAUGAGCUGCGCAUGGAGGAUGUGGCUCUUGGGACAAUAACUGAUCAGAAACUUAAAGGAUUCUUUUCAGAGAAAACAUCUUUUAACAUCAUGAUGGAUAUGCUUUUUACCAAAGGAAGCUAUGAAAGUGCUCUGAAGGUGAUGCGGGAGAUGAAAAGCCAAGGCAUAACGUUCAGCAAGGAAACAUUCACACUGGUCUUCGCCACCUGCUACAAACUGAACACCCCUAGUUCAUAUCAUAUCUGCUUGACUCUGAUGGAAAAAGGACAGACCAAAGGCAACCCAAUUCCCACUCAAGCGUAUUGCUGUGCAGUUGCUCUGGCCCUCAAACAAAAUGACACAAAGCGAGCACAGAUCAUCUACUAUCAGAUCUUAAACAAAAACAACAGGCUUUGCGGAAACUUGAAGGUGCUGAUGCUUGUCUUGGCAGGCUCAAUCGAAGAUGCAGUUGCAUACCUCAAAAAGACCCUAUCAUCCAAGAGUCCGUCAUUUAUAGGAAAGCUUAACAUUUCCCAGGAAGUGGUAGAUGUGUUGAGAGAGAAAAGUGUGGGCGGGCCUUGGGAAGUGGAGGCACAGGAGGUGGUGAUGCAGCUGCAGGAGGCAGGCCAUGUGAUUAAGCAGAGCAUGGACGAAAUGCUGUGCCACACCCCACAAGGAAAAUUGAGACCUCUUGGGUUUUUUGAUGAGGAAAAAAAAAGGCAAAGGAAUAGUCUUAAAACAUCCACACUGCUAUCACAGUGAACGCACAAACACACUACGAUUGGCCACUACUGAAAUAUUAUUAUAUUUGGGAGGCAUGAUAAAAUAAUGUGGUGACCAUCCAGAUGGCAACAGUGAUUAGGUUGAUUUAGGUCAUUUAAGUGUAUGUAACUAAUCAAAUGUUGCCAACUGGACAAAGGUAAUGUGAUCUUCAUAUUGAGGACAUCAUCUUUGUCGUGGUAUGUGUUCAGUUACUGCAUUUUGAAGACUGCAACCGAGAAAAGGCCAAGAAAAGGGUUUUGUCACAGACUAGAAAACUGUUUUAUCUUUCUGGUGAUGAUGCUUAGCUUAACAGACUUACAUCUACAAGUCCAUUGAUUCAGAUUCUUAUCUGAGGGAAAAAGAUGGACAAAACGAUCAUGGACAAAAUAAAUGUGUGUAAGUAAAUCCUUA